UUGCCAGCCCAACAUAAAAAGAAGGAAGAACAAGCAAACGAAGCAGCGCGAGCAAAAAACCCGAGAGUAAAGUUUCGGAAAUAAAAUUUUCUACCGUGAAAAAAGGAGACGGAUUUCGGAACCGAUUCCCGCGGCGCGACCCCACACGAAUGAGGAAGCGCAAACCGCACGAGUUUUAGGACCGCGGAAGUGAACGGCAAAGAAAGAAGUUGUGUUUUGGUGACUGUGCGUGCGCGAGAGCUUUUUUCGCCUCCUCCUCCCGAGCAUGGCCUUAGCAGCAGCAGCAGCCAGCAGAAAGACUCCAUCGAAAAUCUAUGAUAUUACGGCACACAACAGCAAGGUGACAUGUUUGGACAUUGGGGAAACCGGACGAGUGCUGGUCACCGGAGGACAGGACCGGAACGUGAACCUGUGGACCUUUGGCAGCAAGGAAUGUUUUAUGACCCUGACCGGCCACAACGCCCCGGUGGACUGCGUUAAGUUUGCCUACUCGGACGACUUUGUCUACUCGGCGGACGACACGGGCGUGAUCAAGCGAUGGGACCUCAACUCGGACACCGAGUGCACCACCUUCUUUGGCCACAUGAAAACGGUGCGCACGCUGGACUUUCACCCGUACAGCGAGUACGUCGUUUCGGGCAGUCACGACACCUCGAUCCGGCUGUGGGACGUGCGGCAGAACGUGUGCAUCAAACGGUAUCGGGGCCACAUUUCGCACGUCAAUUCGGUCAAGUUUUCCCCGGAUGGGUUGUGGAUCGCUUCGGCUGGCACCGAGGGAUGCGUCAUCAUUUGGGACAUUCGCAUGAGCAAGCAGUUUAUGGAGUUUACCGAGCGGGAAUCGCCGGCGAUGUGUGUUCAGUACCAUCCGUCGGAUCUGCUGAUGGCCGCUGGACGGAACGAUGGCAGUGUGGAUUUGUACGAUCUGGAGAAGAAGCAGCUGGUGUCGCGAGCGGACAAAACACACUCGAAGGGACACGCGGUGAAGUGUAUUGCGUUUGACGAGGGCGGAUCGUGUCUGUUUGGUGGGACGGCGGCGGGGAUUUCUGUGAUUGGUUGGGAACCGGACCAGGAGUAUGACCAUGUGGACUCGACGUGGACGAUGCUGGGCGACAUGAUCACUGCCGGAAAGAAGCUGAUUUGCGGAACUUAUGAAAAUAGGAACGUUGCGAUCCAUGCGUUGAAUUUGAACAUGGUGAAGCCGUUCUACAAUCCGCAGAAUCAGCCGUUUAACCACCAUCAGAGCUCUAGGAAAAGUUUUAGCCGAGGAAGUGGCAAGGUUCGGUUGUCGAUUGGCGAUCGAGGGCUAUCCGGUGACAGUAUGGAGGGAAAUUCCAACGGCGGAAUGUCUCCUAACCUGAGCAUCGAGAUGAUUGACGAAGAAGACGUUACGAUUUUGGUCGAGCAGAAGGCAUUUGAUUUUAGCCAUAGCAACGGAAGUGGUACGGGAAGUUUUGAGUCUUACGCGUCGCCUACCCCAUCGUCUAUCCCGGUGGCCACGGUCUCCGGACCGCCUUCGGGCCCCCUCUCCAACAGCAACUAUCUUGUAAAGGAAGAGAUGAAAAUGUACAACAUCAGCACGUCAACUGGAUAUUCGAGCGACCUUGACUACUACCCGUGCAAGAACACCGCUUCGGACGCGGAAAAAGAAGACUUUCCCGUCAAAAGCGCUCAACCUCCGGAUUACGCCCCCAAGUUGACCACCUCGGGGAACACGACGACCAACGCCAGCAGCGGAAACACCAGCAGUACCUCCCACUCCACGACGACGGCAACGACGACGAAAAGUAGCACGCUGGUUCGGCAAAAGACAGACUCUAUCAGUCACAGCACGAUGGCGCAGAGAAGAACUUCACAGCCGAACAUUGCCGCCAACCGGAACUCGACCAUCGGCAGCAAUCUGGCGAGGAGGAUUUCGACCUCGAGGAGCACGUUGGAGCUGAACAAGCUGGCCAAUGAGGAGCAGGUAACCUUCAAGAAGCCCAUCAGCCGAGGCAGCUCUCCGAUCCGGAACAACACCGCCCUCAGCAGCAAGAUCCGCAAGAGCGAAAGUACAGCACAAAUCAACAACAUGAAAAACACCAGCCGAUACAGCAGCAGCAGCAGCAAUAGUCAACACAAUGCCAACGUCAAGGUGGAGAUUGUCACGAAACCAGUCCGAUCGAAGACGUCGCUGGACAUGCGCCAACGGAACCACAACAACAACGGCGACGGCCACAGCACCAGUGCCACCAUGAGCCGGGCCGGAAUCAUCCAACACAACAGCAACGGCAAUGGAAACAUGAGCACGAUGGGAGGAGGAGGAGGUGGAGCGCCACACAAUCACAGCCUGUCCCACAUCGGAAUAAGCGACGGAGGAGGGGGAAUGGGCCGCGACUCGCUGUUGAUGCCACCACCGUCGGUUCCCCCGCCGUCGUCGAUUCCCACCGCAUUGCACCACCAGAUUCCGAUCAUCCGGUUUCCUUCGCAUGACGGAGACGGAGGUGGUGGUGGUGGUGGUACGAGACUAGGAAUGACCUCCAAUGAGGAGUUUGAAAUUCAACUGCUGAUGAAUGAACACGACAGCGUGUUUCAGGCGCUGUGCAACCGGACGGCGCUGCUGACGGCGAUCCGGAACUACACCCAAACCGGAGACGUGAGCACCGCGCUCAAGGUCGCCGUCCGCAUGAACGACCAGCACAUCUUGGUUGACCUGCUGGGAGCCAUUCUGGAAAAAUCGUCACAAUUCACGCUGGAUAUGUGCGUAUUGUUGCUGCCAAAAAUAUACGACCUGCUGCAGAGCGAAUACAAAUUCCACUGCACCCGUGCCUGCGACACCCUGCGAGUCAUCCUGACCACCUUCCUCGAGAUGAUCCGCUCCAACACCGAUCCGUGGGGCUCGUGCACGCUGGGCGUGGACGUAAGCCGCGAGGAGCGCGUCAGCAAGUGCGUCGAGUGCAAGGCGUGGCUGCUGCGGAUACGGACUCUGCCGGAAAAUCCGAAAAUCGGCACGAACCUGCAGCAGCUGCAGAACAUGAUGGUCGAUUUGUAGCCAAGUCGCCGUCGUGGGCGGUUCACGUAAGUCGAUUGUGUUUUGUUUAGCCUUGUCUUGAUUCGAUUGUGUUUUUUUUUUACAACAAAAAGAAGAAGAAAAAAGUUUACGCGAAUUGGUUGACUCGUCCAGAAUUUAAAUAAAUUAAUACACACCACACGCUAACGUCACUAAUUUAUUGAAAAGCGCGCGAGGAAGUUAAAUGUAUAAUUAUUUUAACUCUUUUUCUUUCGUUUUUAUCAUUGUCCUUAUAGAAGCGUAAUAAUUUUAAACUAGUACAUUGAUGCGAGAUAAAGAAAACACACAUUUACUUCUAUACAGAUUAUUAAUAAGACUGAAAAUUUUAAUUGAAAAUAUAAAACAAAAAAAAAACAUCCUACUAAAAUAAUGCGAAUCAUUUUAUAAUAGAACCCAGACAACUAGUUUUAAUAAAAAGACAAAAAAACAUAACCAAAACGAAAUACCCGCAACUCUGCCGAGUUUGCGUCAAUUACAAUAAUUCAACACAUACACGAAACAACGCAAAACUGCGCGGCUUGAAACACUAAACAAAAACGAAAGCGUAACGGAAAUUGGUGAUUUACUUAGUGCUUUAAAAAGGCGAACAAGGAAAUGUGAUUAACCUGUGUUUUGUUGUCUAGAAACCUUUUGUUUUCCUUCCCUUCCCCUCCAGUUGAGAGCAACAGCAAACAAAAAAAAGAAGAAGAAAAGUGCAUUUAAUAACAAAGCUACCCAAGAGUAUAAUGAAUAGCAGAACUGAUAAACAAACUAAGUGGUGGUAACAAAUCAGUAUAUUUCCCGACAAAAAAGUACUUUCGACUGACUAAUCUUUCGGUUUCGGUCCCCUGUCCUGCAGUAUUACAAUUUGCGGAGAGUUUCGAUUAUUUUCCGUGUAAUCAUUCCUUGUUUUUUAGUAAUGUUUUAAUUGGUUAAAUGUGUCAUUAAAUAAAAAUGUUUCAAAAUUAUAACAGUAAAAAAGAUUAAAUUUCCUGAAAAUGUUUCAAUUCAACACACAUGUUUCUUGACUAACUAUAAAAGAAAACCUUAAAUCUGAAAAAAAUGGAUUUAAUUUGGCUCAAGCUUUGUGGGGGCCUUUCCUAUGACCAAAGAAGCUAUUUUGUGUCAUUGGUUCACCUAUACAAGUCUCCAUACAAUUUUGGCAGCGGUCCAUACAAAAAAAAAUCCAUACAAAAAUGGUACGUAAAUAUUCAAACAGCUGUAUCUUUUGAGUGAAUUUUCUGAUCAGACAUUUAGUCAUGAGCAAAAUUGUAGGUAUUGUUGAGGACAAUUGAGAAAAAAUAGGUACACGGAAUAAAACCAUUUGCCGAUCUACUGCAGAGUCAUGAAUUUUUGAAAAAAUAGUGUUUUUACAAAAAAUCUAUAUUUCCUACGACAACAAAAUUGUACGUGUUUUUUUAAUGUUAAAUCGAAUUUGCAAUCGAAAAGUACUUUCCAGAUUUUUUGAUGAAGGGCUACGUUUUCAAGAUAUGGCCACCGAAACUUUGAUUUUAGCGAAAUAUUUGCAGUUUUUCGAUUUUCAAAAAUAGUGACCAUGAAUGACCAUUUCUAAUUUUUUUUAAUGUUCAAAAAAUUUGCUAUAAAAUUUUCCGAUUUUCAAUGGUAAAAUAUGAAACAUUCGUGAAAUUUUCCGAUCUUUUCGAAACAAUAUUUGGAUUUUUUUAAUCAAGACUAAGAUUUCAAAAGGGCUAACGUUUCUGCUCAUAUUUGGUAUGGGGGUUGUUUUUUCCUCAAAAAUAAAUAAUCCCAAGUCCACCCCGCGCCCGUGGCACCCCCCUGUUUUUAUAGAUUUUUGAAAAACCUCAUUUUAAAAUGCAUUUCCUAAGAGAAAACUCCUCAAAAAAAUUGUUUUGUCAUUCAUCGACACGACAUUUUCAAAAUUAUUUCUUCAAAUUUCAAGGCCUACUGACGGGGGUGGACCAAAUGUCACAAAAAAAUAAACUAAAUAAAAAAAUAAAAAAAAAUUAAAAUAUUCAAAAAUCUUGUACCUUAAGAACAAAUUUCCUGAUCUAUUUGAUGUUUCCGGCAAAGUUGUAGGUAUCGUGUGUUACAAAAAAAAACAAUGAAAACUGAAAUUAAAAAAUGACGUGUUUUUUUGAAAAUCGUCGAAAAACACGAUUUUUGGACUACCUUAACUCGGGUAGGACCUCCCUAAAAGAUUUAUUUCUAAAAACAAUUUAAAAUAUAUAUAUUUUUAUAUGAAAAAUAUUUAUUAAAUAUUUUUUGGAUAAUUUAUUGGAUGAUGAAAAAAAUGUUAUCGGAAACAAAUCAACUCAUUUAUUGGACGAAUGGUGUCUUCGGAAGAGUUGUUGUAGUUAAUAAGCUCUAUCGUUUAAAGUUAUUGACAUACAGGGUGUCUACCAAAAUCAAAUUUGGACUGCCCAUGUUCGCAUUAAUGUCCCAUAUGCAAAAACAACAAGCUGAGAAAAACGCAUUCGAAGUUUGUCCUACACAUAAGGCUACGUGUUAAGUUUUCACGAAAAAACUGGAUUUCCUCCUGAUGUACUGGAAGUUGCAGCGAAGAGUUGUCUAUGACACAAAAUUACACAUUUUUACCGAAGACAGCAAAACGUUUUGAGCUUCAAUUAAAGAGUUGUCAUUGUUUUUAAGUGAUUUUGAGCCUGUUUCCAAGUUGCUAUGAUUUCAGAAUGUCACAUUUGGCGCAAAACCAAAUGAAGCAUUUAAAACGACACACUACAUUUGCCGAACAUAUCAAGAGUUUCUUUUGGUAAGGUCCUAUAAACAUAUGAAACACAAUAGCUUCUGGACCUUUUUUUUUCUUAAAAAAAAACUCUAGAUAUCGACCAUUUUCCAAAAAUAGCCUAUAUCUAUUGUAGAUCAGCAAGAAAUUUGACAUCCUGGGCAAACUUUCAUCUCCUCAACAACUUUGCCGAAAACAUCAAAGUCCUAAACCGUCAUCCAAAAAAGUUGGAUUUUGGUUGACACCCUGAAAUGUCGCCACCCGGUGUGUCAAUAACUUUAAACGAUAGCCCUUAUCAAGAAUAACAAUUGAUAACUCUUCCUAAAACACCAUAUGGCUAAGACGUCAAAUAAAUUAUCUUUUUAUUGUUGAAAUCUAAAUAACUUUACUAGUUUAAAUAAAACAUGUGUGUAAAAUUCGAGCAAAUUCAGAUCUUUGCUAACAAUCCAAUCGUCAGUACUAUAAGAACAAAUCUCGGAUUAGUUUUCAAAAAGCCGUAAGAGCCAUUGGUAAACAAAGUCCUUUUUGCCUCGGUACUCGACCUACUUACGAAAAACCAAUAUCAAAAAUGCUUGAGAUUGUUCAUCUACACGUCCUUCAAGUGCCCCAAACUAAAAAUAAAUGAAAUUUUGUUUAAUUUUGGAGAAAAACGAAAAUUAGUGUCAGAGGUCACGGUGGCUCUUACGGCUUUUUGAAAACUCACCCGAGAAAUGUUCUCCCCAACCACAAAACGUACAAAACCGAAACAGUUUAGUUAUGAACACACUACCAUUAAACAGCAAUAUCAGUUAUCUAUCAAAAGUAGAUAGUGCAGUCAGUUUAACACGUUUGAUACAAAUCCAUUAAAAAAAGAACGCUAGCGCGUUCCCCGCAACAUGACAGUUAAAUUUCUAAGAGGAACAAUAUGGUUCACCCUAAGUUACGCUCUUAUCGGCUGAAAUUCUCCAAAAUUGAAUGACAAUAUUGUGUUUCAUUUACAAUUGUAACGAUCGGCCAUCGAAUGCGCUUUGUGCUAGAGAGUUCCAACGUAGGUAAAUCAAUAAUCCACUUCAUAAUGUCUGUAAAUAGCACACCCCACAAAAAACACACUCAUCAACCCCAAUAAUCGAUAGUAAAUUAAGUGAUUUUCACCCCCAAAGUAAUUCACACUUUAAGUAACAGCAACAACAA
Molecule: messenger RNA, 6917 nt
Organism: Culex pipiens pallens (northern house mosquito)
Lineage: Eukaryota; Metazoa; Arthropoda; Insecta; Diptera; Culicidae
Gene: kat80
Product: katanin p80 WD40 repeat-containing subunit B1
Exons: 6
Coding region: 266-3028 (920 amino acids)
Biological process (GO): microtubule depolymerization; microtubule severing
Cellular component (GO): katanin complex
Molecular function (GO): microtubule binding
Source: RefSeq, a predicted model, not a curated record